Molecule: messenger RNA, 336 nt
Organism: Pseudopodoces humilis (Tibetan ground-tit)
Lineage: Eukaryota; Metazoa; Chordata; Aves; Passeriformes; Paridae
Source: RefSeq, a predicted model, not a curated record
AUGACAGCCCCAGUGACACUGUCACCCUCAGUGCCCCUGCUGCCACCCUCAGUGCGACUGCUGCCACCCUCAGUGCGACUGCUGCCACCCUCAGUGCGACUGCUGCCACCCUCAGUGCGACUGCUGCCACCCUCAGUGCGACUGCUGCCACCCUCAGUGCGACUGCUGCCACCCUCAGUGCGACUGCUGCCACCCUCAGUGCGACUGCUGCCACCCUCAGUGCGACUGCUGCCACCCUCAGUGCGACUGCUGCCACCCUCAGUGCGACUGCUGCCACCCUCAGUGCGACUGCUGCCACCCUCAGUGCGACUGCUGCCACCCUCAGUGCCACUGUAA